Messenger RNA from Neurospora hispaniola, 3087 nucleotides. RefSeq names its product leucine--tRNA ligase precursor, mitochondrial. Gene Ontology annotation, biological process: mitochondrial translation; leucyl-tRNA aminoacylation. The transcript is spliced from 2 exons. NCBI's taxonomy places the organism in Eukaryota, Fungi, Ascomycota, Sordariomycetes, Sordariales, Sordariaceae. Gene Ontology annotation, cellular component: mitochondrion. Bases 100 to 3060 code for a protein of 986 amino acids. The record is from RefSeq and is a predicted model, not a curated record. Gene Ontology annotation, molecular function: aminoacyl-tRNA deacylase activity; ATP binding; leucine-tRNA ligase activity.
AUGCAGUUUUAACGAGAGUGCUUCGGCUUGUUUCCUCCUCCAAUUUUCCCCGCCGGUUGACCAGGCAAUGUGAUCAUCGGCCCAAACAAAAACAACGCGAUGCCUCUCAUUUGCGCAAGGCCGCUCGGCCGGUUAGUGCCCAAGCUGGGCUCAUCACUACGACCAGUUCUCUCCUCUCUUGCUGCUUCUCCCCGGCGCCCUGUUGGCGUUGCCCUCCAGCAGCACUUGGGCACCGAGUCUUGGAAGAGAUUCUAUGCCGACCACAAGCUAGACCUCCUCGCCCUCGACCAAAAAUGGCGCCAGAAAUGGGCCGAAUCCAGCCGUGAGAAGGGCAACAAGGAAGACGAAAAGAACCAAUAUGUCCUUCCCAUGUUUCCCUAUCCAUCGGGCAAUCUGCACCUCGGCCAUCUCAGGGUUUACACCAUUGCCGAUGUGAUUGCGAGGUUCCAGACUCUCCAGGGCCACAAGGUCCUGUUGCCCAUGGGUUGGGAUGCCUUUGGAUUGCCAGCUGAAAAUGCUGCCAUUGAGAGAGGCAUCAACCCGGCCACAUGGACCAAGGCCAAUAUCGCUAAGAUGAAGGAGCAGCUGGGUCACAUGAACGGCUCAUGGGAUUGGAACUGCGAACUUGCUACUUGCGAUCCCGACUUCUAUAAGCAUACGCAAAAGAUCUUCCUCGCUCUCCAUGAGAAGGGUCUGGCCUACCAGGCGGAAGCCGAGGUCAACUAUGACCCUGUCGACAAGACGGUGCUUGCGAACGAGCAAGUUGAUGCCAACGGCUGCUCGUGGAGGUCCGGUGCCAAGGUCGAGAAGCGCAAGCUGAAGCAGUGGUUCCUCAAGAUCUCCGAAUUCCGCGAGUCCCUGCUCAAAGACCUAGAGACGCUUGCCAAGAACGAGGCGUGGCCCGAGAGAGUCCUGGCCAUGCAGAAGAACUGGCUAGGCAAGUCCAAGGGCGCGACUGUCAAGUUCCCCGUCCUGGCUUUUGGCCAGGGUACUCCCUCUGCCAUCGAGGUGUUCACCAGUCGACCUGAUACCCUUUUUGGUGUCCAGUACAUUGCCCUCGCUGCUACUCAUCCUUCCGUUCAGCAACUGGCAAAGAGCGACCCCGAGCUUCAGGCCUUCCUCAGCACAUUGCCCGGACUUUCUCCUGACUCCAAGGUUGGAUACCUGCUCCCCCACAUUCGCGCCGUCAACCCCUUGGCCUAUCACGAAGAGACACCCGAGGACACCAAGGUCUCGCUUCCCAUUUAUGUAGCGCCAUAUGUCCUUGGUGACUAUGGUGAGGGCGCCGUAAUGGGUGUGCCCGGCCACGAUCUCAGAGACCAUGCUUUUUGGAAAGAACACCACUACGACGCUCCCGUCCGCUUCGUCCUGGCGGCUUCCGAGGAUGAGAGUACUACCGCCAUGCCCAACGAGCCAUUCACUGACCAUGGCGUUAUGAACGCCAACAGUGGUAUCUUCAAGGGCAAGUCGUCCAAGGAGGCCGGUGAGAUGCUCGUCAAGCUUCUGGAGCCCGCUGGUCUCGCAAAGGAGACUGAGAAGUGGCGUCUGCGUGACUGGCUGAUCAGCCGCCAGAGAUACUGGGGAACACCCAUUCCCAUCGUGCACUGCGGCUCUUGCGGCACUGUUCCCGUUCCUGACGAGCAACUCCCUGUUGUACUCCCCGAAGUUGACGAGCACUGGGCUGGCAAGAAGACCGGCAAUCCGCUCGAGUCUCAAACCGACUGGAUCAACACAUCUUGCCCCAAGUGCGGUGGCGACGCCAAGCGCGACACCGACACCAUGGACACCUUUGUCGACUCGAGUUGGUACUACAUGCGUUUCAUCGACGCCCACAACAAGGAGGCUCCCUUCUCACCCGAGAAGGCCAAGGCUCUCACUCCCGUUGACCUCUACAUUGGCGGUGUCGAGCAUGCCAUUCUGCAUCUGCUCUACUCCCGUUUCAUCUACAAGUUCCUCAUGACCUCUUCCUUUCCCGGCAAGGAGGCCGAAACUGCCGAAGCUGCCGAGUCCGAAUCCUCCGAAGUUUACGAACCCUUCAAGCGUCUAAUCACCCAAGGCAUGGUGCACGGCAAGACCUACACCGAUCCAGCCACAGGCCGCUUCCUUAAGCCGGACGAAGUCGACCUCAGCGACCCCCACCAACCCAAGGUGGUGGCCACGGGCGCGCUCGCCAACGUCAGCUACGAGAAGAUGUCCAAGUCCAAGCACAACGGCGUGGACCCGACCACGUUCAUCGCGCAGUACGGCGCCGACGCCACGCGCGCGCACAUACUCUUCCAGGCGCCCGUCAGCGAGAUCUUGGACUGGGACGAAAGCAAGAUUACAGGUGUGACGCGGUGGUUGAGUCGUGUGCAUGACUUGGUUCAAAAGACUGCUUCUUCUUCUUCUACUUCUUCCACUUCUGAGACCCUGUCUUUCGCCAGCACCGUCAAGGCCUUCUUUGAACAGCAAUCCGAGUCUGUCGUUGAUCUCGCCAAACUCGACGCCUCCAUCGCCAUCUGGCGCGAAGUCCAACGCACCAUCGCCUCCGUCACCGCCUCCUACAACAAAGUGUAUACACUCAACACGGUCAUCUCGGACCUGAUGUCACUUACCAACGUGAUCGCCUCUUCGUCUAAUUACGACGCCGCCGACCCCCUAAUCAAGCGCGAGGCAGUCUCCGCUCUGAUCCGCAUGAUGGCGCCCGUCGCGCCCGCCUUUGCCGAAGAGUGCUGGCACGUUCUUUUCCCCGAAUCUUCUUCGUCCUUGUUCAGUGGCAGUGGCAGUGGUGAGCAAGCAAGGUUCCCGGUCCCCGAUGGUACGGAGGGGUUGUUGAAGAGCAGGAAGCAGAUGUGCGCGGUGCAGUUGAAUGGCAAGACCAAGUUCGCGGUGGAGAUAGGGACGCCGCCGGCUGGGUUGUUGGAGAAGAGUGCGGAGGAGAAGUUGAGGGAGUUUAUUGUCGGUGAGGUGUUGAAGACGGAGGAGGGGAGGGCGAAGCUGGAGGGACGCGGGGUGGAUGUGAGCAAGGCGAAGAAGGUUAUCGUUGUUAGGGGAGGAAAGCUGUUGAAUGUUGUUAUGUAGAGUUGAGAUAAAAGAGGGUGGAUGGUG